This is a messenger RNA of Cherax quadricarinatus, 2984 nucleotides long. Its product is annotated as ELMO domain-containing protein 3. The record is from RefSeq and is a predicted model, not a curated record. NCBI's taxonomy places the organism in Eukaryota, Metazoa, Arthropoda, Malacostraca, Decapoda, Parastacidae.
UUCCCGUGAAGGCGUAUACGUAAUAAAUUUCCCUUUCUCCCUCAUUUAUUAUACAUAAUUAAUUACAGAUUUAUGCACAUAGCAAUACUGUGCGUAUUGUACUUGCGUACGUGUAUAACAGUGUGUAAACCGUAUGCAGUGAGCUUGAAUUAAUUAUUUUUGGGGGGUUGGCUGGAGGCAGGUGGAGCCUUGAGCCACCAAAACAAAGCUGGGCCCAACCUGACGCCCACCACCCUGGUCCAUACACCGCCCAUACACCGCCCACACACCACCCACACACUGCUUACACAUACACCAGAUCAGCCUCAGUCUGGGUACGGGGUACACCUCCUGUAAAUGCAUUUGGGCAUGGAAAGCAUGGAGUAUUGACGAUUUAAAGGCGCGGAUACGGACGGGUGGGAGUCCAGUAACAUUUUAAAGUGCAUCGUCCCGACUCCUUAACGACGAAGACGUCCUCCAGGAGUCUUAAGAAAGUCCUGAAGACUCGAGGAAGUUCUCCUGAAGACUCAGGUGUUCCCAAAGACUCAAGAACACCCUGCAGGAGCUUCCAGGAUGGGUAGACCCAGGGGCUGAAGAUGGUGCUGGUGUAGCUCGUGAUUAUGGUUGCCAUGGAAGUGAUUCAGUAACACCUAAAAAUUCCGGGUAAAAAUGUUCUGUAUUUUAAGGUUUUAAGAGACGAGACAUUUGUUGUUGCUAAGUAUGCAAUAAUUGAAAACAUAAAAUAAAUUACUGUGUAUUAUCAUAUAAUGGAUGCCAGCAGUUUAUGUAACAAGGAUUAUCAAGGGCCUUGCAGUAGAAAUAACAUGCAUGUAUCCAGUAGUAAUGCAAAUGUAGCAUCUACAGACUGGUCUCUUUGCAUCUUCUGCCAGAAAUUCACAAGUGAAAGGCUUACUUGUCUUGCUGAAUCCAAGCAUAAAGGUGCUUAUGUAGGGUAUAGCACUCUCACAGAUAUUUUAAAAAAGUUUCACUACGUUGGAGAGUUGCCAAACUCCCUCAAUCUUAUCUGGUCUGAUGAGGGAGAUGGGAUCACUGCUACACUAGCAAGCCAUAAAGCAAAGUGGCACAAGGCAUGCCAAGACAGCUACAACAAAACUAAGCUAACUCGUCUCCAGAAACGAAAAUGCUUUGAUUCUAGUGCAUUUGUAAGUGAUAGAGUAUCAAAGCGAAGUAGAUCUUGCUACACUGGCAGUCAUUCAGAAGAUACAAGUGAACUAAAAUUCUUCUCCAAUGAAGUAGGCAAGCCUGGAGAACUGCAUCAACCUAAUAUGUUAAACUUUGAUUCUAAAAUGCACUCAGCUUCCACCAGGAUGUUAGAAAGUUUACAGCAGAAGGAGCCACCAUCUGAAUUUGUAGAUGUUGCUGAGAGAAACAGAAAGAACCAAAGUCAUGGAGUGAAUCGUGCAGAUCGACUGUGCCAAGAUGAAGACUUCGCAGCAGCACAGGAGGAAUGGGAAGCAGUACAGUGUGUAGAGCCAAUACUUCGUUCGCCACACAAGGAAGACUUUCACAAAAGUCCUAAAAAACAUAUUGAUGGAUCAUCUUCCUCGCCAGCAAAAUCCCCUGCAAAAUCCUCCCAAGGCUUACCACCAAAUGUUAAAAUCACUCCACAUACAGAUUUUGAUGAGGUGUGGGACUUCUUUACUCGUCAAGAUAUGAGUCAUGUGAUGGGUUCCAUCAAGCCAACAUUAGAGCAGAGGGGGGUAAAUGGACUCUUUCGUAGCAUUUUUGGACCUAAGAAGCUGAAAGCUGAGCUUAUUGAAGAGAGAAAUUUGCUCUUUGCCAUUGCCCAAUGCCAGUUUGAUAAUAAUGAACCAAUACACCUCCAGAUUUUACAAACGGUGUAUAAGGUUCUCACUAGUACCAAGAUUGAUUGUCCUCGAUUUGGUAGUCAUUGGGAUGUGAUUGGAUUCCAGGGAGUUGAUCCUGCAACUGAUUUACGUGGUGUUGGUCUGCUUGGGUUGGUUCAAGCUCUCUAUUUAUUAACUCAUGAACCUCUGCUGCCUCUUGCCCGGGAUAUAUUUCGUCUCAGUCAUGACCAACAUUCGCAGUUUCCUCUUAUGGUGCUCUCAAUCAAUGUCACAAGGAUAUCACUACAAACUCUCCGAGAAGGAUAUUUAAAUAAGGAAUGCAAUAGUCGUAGUAAUGUAAGACAUGUGCUCAAUCAGUUCUUUACUGCAGUCUUGUUCCACAUCUAUUGGAUUUGGAAAACUGAAUCAAAGACAAUUAAAGAUUCUGGUUUCAUAAUAAAAGAUGCAGAAGCCUACUGUAAACGCAAUGUGAAGACUGUUUUGCAGAAGUUGCAGGCACAGCUGCGCAAAUACUCGCAUGAUGAAGCUGAGAUGCUGUGAAAUGUACAACUUACUUACUUUUAGGCUCAUGACAAGAUCUCAGAGAUAAUCAAGCACUUAAAGGCUGGGUGUGACAGGUUGUGAUUGUUAUUUAUAUUUAAGGUGUGGUAUUUCAAUAAAUUAAUUCGGUGAAAUACAGUACCAAAUAUGGAUGAUAGACCGAUUUUUAUAUUGGCUAAGAUUUUACAACGAUAUUCAACAGAUUUUUCUAGGUACAAACAAUUCUUUGACUCGACAGUGAACAUCUACUCUUGCAUUUAUUCAUCAUUUUUGUUUUGUUGAGUACUUUUAGGAGACUAGUGUGGAGUUAUAAAAGAAAAAAAUACUUUAUGCUGUUGUGAUUUUUGCUUCAUAUACAGUAUUUUUCUUGGAGAAAACUUAUAUUUAGGUAAAGGUAGACAUAUACAUAUAUGUGGCAUGUAUGUGUGCAGGCACUCACACUAACUCAUGUACACUUCUGACUGGCUGUCUUUCUUGACCCAUGUCCUUUACAAACACACAUGAGCAUGUUAAUUAUGUACUCUAGCACCUUUUAACUUUGAGCAUUUGUGGGAAAGGAUCACUGAAAAAAAAAAAUAAAAAUUCAAGAAAGUGAAACUAUGUAUGUAGGAAUUUUUCUACUUGUAUAAUCUCUCU